Messenger RNA from Dracunculus medinensis (Guinea worm), 4644 nucleotides. The record is from the annotation of a GenBank genome assembly. NCBI's taxonomy places the organism in Eukaryota, Metazoa, Nematoda, Chromadorea, Rhabditida, Dracunculidae.
AUGCUUGGAGAACCAAUGAAAAGUUCGUUUAAAUCAGAUGUUACGGAUGGAGCAAUGGGUAGGGGCCAAAGUGCUGCUAUCAUGCAAACGAAAUCUAUAUUUGAUAACGUGGAAGUUGCUCGAUCCUUAUAUCAAUCAUUCGAGCAAUUAUUACGAAUAAUGUCAUCUAUGAACGAAAUGCGAAGCAUUCUGGAGGCUGUUUUCCAUAAAGCAUUGCUUUAUCCAACAAUUAAUCAACGAACAGAAGCACUUCGAUUAAUUCGAAAAAUUGUUAGCAAUGAAGAUCGCUUAAUGGAUAUUUUAAUUAUUUCUAUCAAUACUCAAUCGUUUACUCUCUGGAAAAUUAUAUUGGAUUGUAUCGUCGAAUGUGCAUUUUCAAUUAGCAUUGAUAUUUCACUGGAAGCGAUUCGAUGUAUAAAUGCGGUUUUGGCCUCAUUAUCAAUAAUAUGUGAGCAAACAGAUUCAAAUAGCCUUAUUUCAAAUGAACUACAAGAAAUUAUACUGGAAUAUCUUCCCAAUGAUCAAGCUUCAGUCGUAACAGCUUUCGCAUAUAACAAUAAACGAGAAUUCGAUACUAAGAAAAAUAACAAAAAAACAACAAGUAUGAAAGGUGAGAAAACGGAGUUAAAAUCGGAUGAGGCUAAUUGUGGAACUAAACCAACAUGCGAAGAAAGAAUGUUCGACAAUAUUCAACCACCGCAAAUCAAGAUACAUACGCCGGAUAGUCAUGAAGAAGAACUCGACAAUACUGAUUUUAAUAAUGAAAUCUCGCAAAGAUUAAAAUUAUUGGCUGAUAAAAUUUCCCAACAGAAUAAAAUUGGCUCCACUGACAUGCAAGUUAUCGAUUCUAUUGAAGAGGAAGAGAUUGAAACCGCGGAGCUAUUCGUGAAAGAACUGUCGUCUUCGAUUGUUCGGUGGAACGAGCUAAGAAGUACGAUUGAAGUCGAUGAAGCAAUCAAACAAUUUUCAUCUGAUUUUUCGUCGAAUUUCUCAUCAGCUCAAAAUAUAGCAUUUCAAUCUCAAGGCAGGAAACAAACACAAUUUUUAAAUGCUGAUGCCAUAUACUUGACAACCUAUGUAUCACUUUCGAUAGCGUUUCGCAUUAAUAUUCAAACUAAUACAGAUAAGGCAUGGUUUAUCAAAGAAAUUCAACAAAGUGGCUGCGUGAUCUACACAAGUGAUCGUUGGGUUAAUGCUGUAUAUAAUGCUUUAAUUCAGCAGAAUAUCUUUGGUGAUAUAAAAUUUACAGAUCUAUCACCAUUGUUAAAUCUUGUGGAAGAUUUUGAUGGCCGAGCCUGUAAAAUUAUGAGUGACGUUCGACGAAUACAGCAGAUUUCUAGCAAACGAAGUGAUCUAUUUAUUGCAGCUCAUCGCCUUUGCCGAUGGUUCCUUAGCGCAUCUUGGGAUGGUUUUCUCAAAUCGAGUUCCUGUUAUGUAUUUAAUUAUCAAAAUCAAUGUCGAACUAUUAGACCGAAAUUUAUGGAGACAAUGAAUCAAUCACUAAAUGCACUACAUUCUCUCAUUAAUUUAUCUGUCCUCCUAAAUAUUUGUGAUCGAAGCGGAGCCGUGUUUGAACGGAUUGUUGAAAUGUCAUGUCCGCUUGAAGAUUUACGUAAGUUUGCCUUUUUGAAAUCGAAAAAUGAUAAUGAGAAAUCCAACAACAAAUGGGUUCUACAACGUAUGGAUGUUUUAUCAAUGCAACUGGUUUUGGAUAAUGCCAUAACUUGUGGACUUAACGACUUCACUUGCUGGAAAUAUAUAAUAAGAUGUAUGGAAUAUAUUUGGGAAGUGGAAAAGUAUUUGUUUGGAUCGAAGAUUGACGAAAAAAAUAGUCCAUGGAUGUUCUGGAAAAAAAAAUCUGUAAAAUUAAAAUCGGAUAAUGUUGAUUUCGGAGAUUUACGAUCUGUUGAAGAUGUAAUGAAUGGAAGCGAUGAGAAUUUGUUAGAUUAUCAUUUUUCUGCAAAAGCUCUUUAUGUGCUUUUUAAUAAAAUAGAUAGAUUAUACGAGAAUGCAAUAAAACAACUGAAUUUGCCAGCGUUAAAAACAUUUCUGCAGAAUAUAAUUGUGGCCAAUGAAUUGGAAACUCAUUACUUGAAAAAUGAUCACGUUGAAGAGGCGAUAACUUUUCUUAAUCGCAUAACUUUUAUUGUUUUAAAAAGUUGUCAACGGCCACUAAUUCAUUUAAUGGGACUAUGGCCAAUGGUAGCGCAACAUUUUGUCCAAUGUGCAUGUUUACGAGAAGACGAGAAUUUAAUUCAAUGUUCGGUGGGCUGCUUAAACGAUUGCAUUUCUGGUUUACUUAUCACUGAAGCGAAUGGUUUUUGUUUCAAUCAAAUUCUAUUUCAACCGUUCCAAGAUAUUUUAUGUAGUGGUAAUUGUUCAGAAGAGGCACAAAAGGAGAUAAUUUCUUUUCUUGCAACUUUUGUUCAUAAUCGUUCGGAUGAAAUUGAUUCUGGAUGGAGACCAUUAUUUGGUGCUCUUCGAGCCUUACAUACGACAGCUAAUUUCGAAAUGGAUGCAUAUAAUGAGGCGAAUUCAGUUCGAGGAACUGUAUUCGAUGUAAUCGUUACAUAUCUCAAUAUCAAAAAUCCAAACGUACUUUUGGCAACUCUCAUGGACUGUAUCAGUUGUCUUUUGCAAUACGCUCAAGCAACUGGCAUUUUUUUUCAAGGUUCUGAUUUCGUGGAAAAUUCAAACGACUACAUAAUGGCGUCUACUGCUUUAGAAUAUCUUUUAGAGAUUGAGAAACGAAUUCACGCAUUACUGAUUUCUGCGAAUAGUACGGUUCCACAUUUGCUGCAUAGGCUUUUAUUACGCGAGCGUAAUACACAAUUUUUGGAUUUGUAUUCAGAUGAAUUCGAUAUCGCUGAACCUCUAUCCAAUGUUUUAUUAGAAGAUUCAUUAUUCAACGAUACCACAGAAUCAUUAUUACCAAGCGAUUUGGAUUGUCAAAUGCAAUUAUCGAUACCUUCAUUACCCUGGGAAACAUUAUCAGCAACUAAAAAAGGAUGCGUCGAACUCUAUUUAUCAUUUAUUGAAGGAUUGACAGCUGUUGCAUCUACUUGCCCAGUUUCUUUACAGUCUAAAUUGCUAAAUACAUUAGCUCGAUUAAUUUGCGACCUUUCCGAAUCAAAAUUUGGAAUAAAUUUUGGUCCUUAUAUCUUGUCAACUUUGACUUUUCCAAUGUUGCAACGAUGCAUUCGAAGAAGCAAAAAUGAAACCGAAAACAAUCUCAAGGAAGCAAUCGAAAGUUCAUUUAUCGACCGAGUCUUAUUGGACUUUCUUUAUUUGCUAUCGGAAUGUGCCACUCGAUCAACGUCACGCAUAUCUCGAUUAGCGUGUGCAUGCAUCCGCCAUUUAAUUGACUCCUCCAAAACAUUUUUUACGCGACUUCGAUGGACGAUUGUCGUGCGAUCAUUGUGGAAUGCAUUAGAUAUGUCACUGACAUAUAUUCGGUAUUUAAUGCGUUAUUAUAUGGUUGACGCGAAUGAUCCAAAUGGUGAUAUUGGCCAUGUGAUGAUUUCAAUCAUCGAAGAUUCAUCUCUUUCGCAACAUAUACUUCUUUUCGUAAAACAGAUUUUUCUUCUCGAUGAACAAUUUUCCAAUGAGUUCGCUGAUAAAUACCUCGCCGAAUGUUUGCCAAACAAAUUCCUAAUUUUUUGUGAUGAGCAGACGGAAAUAUUUAGAGUAACAAUCGAACAACUAGCUGAAUCGCUUUUAAGUCAUCAAUUUCUCAUGCAAAUUAUUGGCUAUUUGCUUUUAGAAGGUGUCGAACUAAAUGCUAAUGGAACUGCACUAAAAAUAUUACAACAAUUUAAUGAAUCACCUAAAAAAAAAAAUUUAACUAAUUUAACGAGUGACGAUAUUACUGUACUUUUGUAUUGCGCCAACGUAUCACUACAAAUAGCGAAGAAUUUCGAUGAGCGAGCAGGCUUAAAAAUUUUAAUACAGAAUGCCUUUAAUUUGUGUGUUAUGCCAAAUCUCUGCAAACAACUCGUAUUUUCUUGGAAUUUAAUAUCAUUAACGUUAUACGAUAUUCUACGAAGUACCACUCAUAAUUCAACAACGAUCGCUAAUUUCCUCACAAACGACACUAUCGACGAGGAAUCGUUUCGAAUAAAGCAAUUAGCUAAAUGUCAUAAAAAAAUUUGCUUAUAUUUAUGUAAAUUAGAAAAAUCAUUGGCAUUACAACGAAUUCCAAAUUAUAUACGUGCAUACACUAAUCAACAAUAUUCGCUAGUGAUUGAAAAUUCGUUAAUCGAAAACGAAAGCCAACAAAAAUUCUAUAAAUUAAUUUCAGAAACUGAAACAGAUUCGCUGCUGCAAGACUAUAAACGAUCAAAAACAACUCAGUCUUUGCGAAAUACAAAACGAGUCAAUCCGUUCGAUGAAUCAAAACAAAUUUUAGCAAACGAAAAACGCUUAUAUCUCGAAGAUGGUGAUAUUCGUUGCGCUGCAUGGGCAGAUAUGUCACUCAAUAUAUUAAACAUAUUUGCCAAUGAAUCUGAGGAAAACUUCCGUCGUUUUCUUCCAAUAUUCUAUCCAAAUUUAGCUCAGCUCAUUGCCGGUUCAGUUGAUUCCAAUAUUCGCCAAUUCACCUCAGAUUUUCUUUUGAAACUUCCAAAACAUUUCCCUCUAUAUUGA